AUGCGGUUCCUCGAGAGCGUCACACGCGUAGCAGGCUUCCUGGGCCUCGCGAGAAGGCAAUUCGAGCCCGACUCAUCCGUGUACGAGGACUCAGAGACGGGUCUUACAUUUGCUUCAUACACGAGUGAACGUGGCAUCACGUUCCGCGUCGCCAUACCCGACCCCGUCCCGGACAACAAGAUCUUCGACACUGUCCUCCAAAUCGUAGCGCCCAACGAUGUGGGCUGGACCGGCUGGGCCUGGGGAGGGCACAUGACGUACAACCCUCUUGCGGUUGUCUGGCUCAACGGGACCGACGAUGUCGUCCUGACGUCCCGGAUCGCUUACGGCUACUUCAGCCCCCCGUCUUACCCGGACGCAACCUACACGAUCCUGAAAACGGGAACGCACGUCAACGCGACGCACUUCCAGAUCACGGCCAAGUGCACGGGUUGCUCGAGGUGGGGUGACGAGGAUAUCGGCUUUACCGAGCUCGAUCCCGCGUACCAGAGCACCAUGGCGUUUGCCUACUCCAACACUCCGCCCGACACGCCGGCCGAUGAAGAGUCGAAUUUCGGCAUUCAUGACAGCCUGGGCCACCCCAUAUACGACCUGGCCACAGGCAAGAAUGCCGACUUUGACGCCAAGGUGGCUAAGCUUGUAUAA
Molecule: messenger RNA, 645 nt
Organism: Canariomyces notabilis
Lineage: Eukaryota; Fungi; Ascomycota; Sordariomycetes; Sordariales; Chaetomiaceae
Product: iron reductase domain protein
Exons: 3
Coding region: 1-645 (214 amino acids)
Source: RefSeq, a predicted model, not a curated record